Molecule: messenger RNA, 1962 nt
Organism: Anopheles cruzii
Lineage: Eukaryota; Metazoa; Arthropoda; Insecta; Diptera; Culicidae
Gene: hzg
Product: phosphatase Herzog
Exons: 5
Coding region: 325-1242 (305 amino acids)
Molecular function (GO): RNA polymerase II CTD heptapeptide repeat phosphatase activity
Source: RefSeq, a predicted model, not a curated record
UUAGUUGUUUUAAGUUGUGAUUUUAAGUUGUGUGGUUCGUAGAGUGCGUCAAGGGUGGUCAAGGGGCCAAGUGCAAAAGAUAAAUGACGGUGUGCAAGAGGAAGUCUGGCCAGUGAGAUAAACCGGCGGAACCCAACACAUCCCCUCUGCUUCAAACUCGCGCCAUCAUAACAAAUCAAACGGAUGUGACACCGCGCGAGAAUCCGACCUACCAGAAAUCGACACGCGACACUCCGUCCCGGCAACAACAGCAGCAGGCCACGCAGCAGCGUUUUCCACGCACACAAUUUCCGGAGGGAUAGCGUCCAACGGCCGAUGGUUUAAAUGGACGCUACAUCCAUCAUUACGCAGGUGUCGCGGGAUGACGAGCAGCAGCUGAACAGUAGUUUUCCGAACGAAAAAGUCAACAAUGUAGAUAGGCUAAAACCGCCGAAACGGGGUUUCUUCGAGACGAUAUUCUGCUGCUGGCGGAAUGGGCGAACGAAAAGCAAUCAGAGCGGGACGCCGAUCGAUGGAUCCAUCACGCCACCUCCGAUCCAGGGCCAGCCCCGGUAUCUGCUGCCGCAGGUCCGACCUUCCGAUGUGUACAAGAAGUGCAUGGUGAUAGACUUAGAUGAAACCCUAGUUCAUAGCAGUUUUAAGCCAAUUCCAAACGCGGAUUUCAUAGUGCCAGUCGAGAUCGACGGAACCGUACAUCAGGUGUACGUGCUGAAGCGACCACACGUCGACGAGUUCCUGAAGAAGAUGGGCGAACUGUACGAGUGUGUCCUGUUUACGGCCUCGCUGGCCAAGUACGCCGAUCCGGUGGCCGAUCUGCUCGAUCAGUGGAACGUGUUCCGGGCGCGAUUAUUCCGGGAAUCGUGCGUCUUCCACAUGGGCAACUAUGUGAAAGAUCUCAAUAAGCUAGGGAGAGAUUUACAGAAGAUUGUUAUUGUUGACAAUUCACCUGCUAGUUAUAUAUUUCACCCGGACAACGCAGUGCCAGUGAAGUCAUGGUUCGACGAUGUCAACGAUUCGGAGCUGCUCGAUCUGAUUCCACUGUUCGAGAAGCUAAGCAAGGUGGACUCCGUGUAUACGGUCCUGUGCAACUCGAGCUCACAGUCGCCGCUGCCGACUUCGCUGUCCCAUCACAACCAGCAGGACCUGCAGCAGCACCAGCAACAGCAACAACAGUCACAGCAGCACCAGCAGCAGCAACAUCAGUUACAGUCCAACAACUCGUCCGAUGGCAACAACACGUAACAUUGGCAACAAAUGUUCAUCAAUAUCGUAUGAUUUGCGCACGCCACGUUUCUCAGACGCAAAAACGCGACGGGAAUCGGCUCACAGCCACGCCACAGGAACCGGAACACAUAGGACUACAGCCGCCAAUCGGACGGAGGGAACGGGAUGUUGUAGGGAAACGACAUUUAGCAAAAACGCGGCAAAUAGUAGCAGCAUAGAAGUAAUAGUAUAGCCCGGAGGGGGCUCCUCGGAAUAAGGCGACGGAACGACGGUGUACCCGGCGAUCGUGUACACAUGCAGGGGGGUCGUUUAGUGCGUACGGAACAUUAACACACACGAACACGUACACCCAGAGAGCAAUCAUUGUUAAUUUACAUUGUUAUUCUUUUUUUAUUAUUAAUAAUGAUAAUAAUAUUAUUUGAUAUACUACUACUACUACUACUACUACACCGAAUGAUACACCCCGCGAACAGCAGAUCCGCGUGCGCUAGGUAAUGUUAUUUUAAAAUAUUAUUUUAAAACACACCUUCCCUCUGAAGAGAAGGCGCGCACCCCCGGAACGGCGGAAUCGGCGGCCGUCACUAAGGAAGAAAGUAAUGCUAAUAAUAUUAAUAAUCAUCAUCAUGAUCAAUGAUACACAUAUUGCGUGCGUGUACAAUACUUGCUACAAAACAAUAACGAUCACACGAUCGAUCUGAUCGGCGUGUAUCGUCCCCACGACGGUAGGAUGUGGUGAUC